CGGGUAGUGUCGAAUCGACAGAUACACAGUCUAAUCGCGCGCUCGGCUAUCGCAGUACAACCGCAGAUACCUACGUGCUGAUUCCGAAAGAUGUGACGAAUGCGAUUCGCUGCCGCCUACGAUGGGUAGUGCGCCUUUUCUUUUUCUUUUCCUUUCCCUUCUAGGCCUUUCUUUCUAUACGCACAUACGUAUAGCGGAGGUCCGUGUGGCCCCCGAGACGAAAGAGGGAGAACGGCGUGCAACUCGAAGCAAUUCGGUGCUAAGGCCGGUGGUAAAGACGAGUCGAGAUGCUGGUCUUGGUCUCGGCAAUAAGACAGCCGAACAACGUCAGAAGCGAAACGAGCCUCGGCAAAUGUACAGGGGAGAGAAGGAUAGGAGGGAUUUGAUUUUUAGAGGGUCGGCGAGGUAGCUUAUUGGCUUUUUUUAGGCAAAAAAUAGCGGCGUCUUGAAUGCUUGAAGAGGUACCUACUUUUAGGGUAGUCUGGACGGUCUGCGGUACCGUUCCCCUUUCCAUACCCUCCC
Messenger RNA from Durotheca rogersii, 522 nucleotides. RefSeq lists its product as uncharacterized. NCBI's taxonomy places the organism in Eukaryota, Fungi, Ascomycota, Sordariomycetes, Xylariales, Xylariaceae. Bases 122 to 409 code for a protein of 95 amino acids. The record is from RefSeq and is a predicted model, not a curated record. The transcript has a single exon.